CGCGCGGGCGGGAGCAGCGGGAACGGAACCGGAAGCGGCCUCAGGAGCCCUCAGGGGCUCCGGGAGCCACUUAAAGCUCCCCGGGACCCCCAAAACCUUCCCGGGGACCCCGAAUUUCUCCUCGGGUCCAUUAAAACAUUCCCGGGGUCCUCAAAAAUCUACCCGGGACCCCUAAAACCUUCCAGGGAUCCCCAGAAACCUCCCUGACAGCCGCUCGGGGCCUCGCCUGGACCCCCUCAGGAGCCUCCGGGACCCCCUCAGGACCCUCCGGUACCCCCGGGAUCCUCUCCGCGACCCCCUCAGGAACCCCCGGGACCCUCGGGAUCCUCUCCGGGACUCUCCGGGAGCCCUUCAGAAACCUCCGGUGCCCCCUCAGGAACCUCCGGGACCCCCUCAAGACCCUCAGAAACCUCCCGGGACCCCCUCAAGACCUCCGGGACUCCCUCAGGAGCAUCCGGGACCCUCUCGAGUCUCCCCGGUUUCCCCUCACGACCCUCUGGGAUCCCCUCAGGGCCCUCCGGGACUCUUCAAGACCCUCCGGGAGCCCCUCAAGAUCCUCCGGAACCCCCUCAAGACGCUCCGGGAGCCCCUAAGGACCCUCCAGACCGUCCCCGGGAGCCGCUCGGGGCCCGGAGCAGCCCCGGUGCCGGUGCCGCCAUGUCGGACUCCGGGCAGAGCCCCGCCCCCGGCGCGCGGCGCCGCUGCUGGAACCGAGAGAAGGAACCGGAGGGAGGCGGAGAGAGGAGGGAGAUGGGGGAGGAGCCAGCGGGGACCCUACAGAAGACGCCAAUCAUCCUGGCCAAGCCCCCUGCAGAACGGCAGCAGCCGCCUCCAGCCGCCCCAAAGGCGGGGCCAGCGCAAGCCCCGCCCCCUCCCGCGCCGGCCCCGCCCAUCGUGCUGAUGAAAGCGCGGGGGGAGGAGGGGCGGGGAGGGGGCGGAGCCUCGGCAGCACCAGGGGAGGGCCCACAGCAAGCCCCGCCCACCGAGAGGGAGGGGCCACGCCCCACCCAGCCUGUCUAUCAACUGCACAGCCGGGGAUUGGCCCCGCCCGCCGCGCUGGACCCUGCCCAGGCCCAGGCCCGGCUGGCGGCGCCCGAGAAGAUGAAAAGCAGCAUCAAACUGGUGGACGAGCAAAUGAACUGGUGCGACAGCGCCCUCGAGUUCCUGCUGGAGCAGACGGACGUGCUGGUGGUGGGAGCGCUGGGGCUGCAGGGAACCGGGAAAUCCACGGUGAUGUCACUGCUGGCCGGGAACCAGCCCGAGGAGGACCCGCGCUCCUUCGUGUUCCGGCCGCAGCCGCCGGAGCUCCGCGAGAGGGGCGGGGCCCAGACCGGGGGCAUCGACCUGUUCAUCACCCAGGAGCGCGUCCUGUUCUUGGACACGCAGCCCAUCCUAAGCCCCGCCCACCUGGAUCACCUGAUCAACAACGACCGGAAGCUCCCGCCCGAGUUCGCGCUGCCCCACGCCUACGUGGAAACCCAGUCGCUGCAGAUCGCUGCUUUCCUGUUCACCGUGUGCCACGUGGUGCUGCUGGUGCAGGAUUGGUUCACUGACCUGGGGCUCUACAGGUUCCUGCAGACGGCCGAGAUGGUGAAGCCGCCGACGCCGUCCCCGAGCCACGACUCGAGCGGGGCCGGGCCCGAGGAGCCCUCGGAGUAUUACCCGCACCUGGUGUUCGUGCAGACCCGCGCUCCCCCCGAGUGCUUCUCCCCGCGCCGCCUGGCGCAGAUGCAGCGCGUGCUCGGCCGCCUGAUGGCGCACUCCAGGCUCAAAUAUCGGGGCUCGCUGUCCAUGCGGGAGCUGCUCCCCGGUGCCCCCCCCGGGGCCGAGCCCGAGGUCAAUCUGUUCCUGCUGCCCCCCCUGGAGGAGGAGCCCGAGGACGCCCUGCCCCGAGGUGGGGGAGGGGCGCUGUUCCCCGCCCUGCCCCCAUUCCGGGGUCGGGGGGGGCUCGGGGGGCUCCUGGCCCGGCUCAGGGGUCGGGUCCUGGCAGCUGCACGUUCCCAGUUAUCGCACAGCCUGCUGACCGAGAGGAACUGGUUCCAUUACGCCGCUCGCAUCUGGGAUGGGGUGAAGAAAUCCUCAGCCCUGGCCGAGUACGGCCGCUUACUGGGCUGAACUGGGAGCACUGGGAAGCUCCCCCUUGCGCCAAUAAACCGCCAAAACCAC
Messenger RNA from Zonotrichia leucophrys gambelii, 2166 nucleotides. RefSeq names its product SMG9 nonsense mediated mRNA decay factor (gene SMG9). The record is from RefSeq and is a predicted model, not a curated record. Bases 658 to 2115 code for a protein of 485 amino acids. Gene Ontology annotation, biological process: nuclear-transcribed mRNA catabolic process, nonsense-mediated decay. NCBI's taxonomy places the organism in Eukaryota, Metazoa, Chordata, Aves, Passeriformes, Passerellidae. The transcript has 13 exons.